GUCUUUUUCAUUUCUUUUUGAGGUAAACUUAUAUAAAGAACUGGAUUUUUUGCGCUUGAAAUCUUGUUUUCUUCGGAAGUACCACUAAUUUGUGCACUAAUUCCCUUUGUUGAAUUGUGUGGUAAUCAGGGUAUUUAUGCCCGUUAAACGUACGUUAUAACAGAUAUAAUGCUCACCGAAUUCAUUUAUAAACGUACUGAUCUUUAAUCAGAAAGGGGUAUGUAACUUAACUGAAUUCAGUUUUAUAGUGUAGACUACGUACGUUUCUUCUUCUUGUGAAUACCACACUGCUUUAAUUCACGGCAGAGUGUGUUUGCGCUCUGGUUAAGAUAUUUACAAAAAUGAAAAUUUGAAGGCCCAUUUUGCCAAAGAAAUGCAUUAUUUUUAUUUCUCAAAAGCUUUUUUCUAUUUUUUAUUUGACAGCCCUGUUUUAGUUUCUAAAAGGAUACCGAUUGCAAAUACUCGUAACUUGAACCAUCUUUUUCGUCGAUGUUGUCAUUUGGCACAGUGAUUAAGUAUUUUGUAUGAAGGUCAAAAUACUACUUUGUUUACAUUAUGCUAUUUCCAAAACAAAUAAUUCCACAUUCAGCCUAUUUCUUUCAGUUGAUAACCAUAUAAAAACAUGCUUUCUAUUAUUUAAACGUUAUAAAUCUAAUGUUUAAAAUUAAAAAAGAAGACAAAAAUUCAUUUCUGAAGCAUCUACACUUCUUUCUAAGGAUGGGAAAAAUAUUUUUGAGAUAUGGACACUUUCAUUGUAGAACAAUUGAUCAAAACGUAGCUGAAAAUGGCAAACACAUUUUAUUUAAAAAAAAACGCCAUUUUAAUGAACAUGUUUAUUUUAUCAAAAAUCAAGAAUGUCAUGCCAUGCCCAAACACUGGAAGCGAUAUUGAUACGAAAUACCACAAAAAUAUUGCAAAAACAUUUUACUAAAUAUCAACUGAUUUUGAUAAAAAAUUUACACGGUUGUCAAUGAAAGGCUAAUCAAAAUAUACACACAUCGACCAAUUAGUAUCUUUGAUAUUUUACAGUCAUGUAAUUUUUAUUUCAAGUCACACUGGGCUGCGAAUGUAAUUAAGGAGUCACAAAAUGGUAAAAUCAUUUUACCAAUAUCGUUAAAAUGUUGCAAUUCUGACAAUAAAAAAACAAACUAAAAUUGAUCAUUUUAAGAAUAAAUACCUGUCAAAAUAUAGGUUUUGAUUUUAUAACGAUAAGUAAAUUUUGACUGCCGUUUGCCUAAGGGGGCGACAUCAGAAAUUUUAAGUUACGAACAACUGAAGUUUUCAAAUUUUUCACUAGAGUUACUAAGUGUGAUAGUGCUUAUGGACAUUAACAUGGAAGGAAAGCCUAAAAUUGAAGACAUACUGUUUUUGACAAAAGCUGUUUCAAGGGUAUAUGGACUAUUGGCUAUAGCAUGCACAUGUGCCGGAAUGUUUACUCUGUGGUAUGCCUCUCCUGUGCUGACACUUCCUUUCAUAUCUGCUUCAGGGGUUUGGACAGGUAUCCUAACGUUUGUUAUAUAUGAGCUAGGUAUGAAGAUAGUAAAAGACCACAACAAUGACAACCAGUCCAGACCAACAAGAAAAGUUAAGGCAAUUUUCACAUGUAUAAUCGCAGACGUGAUAUUUGGAAUUCUCCACGUGAGCUUCUCAGCUGUAGGACUGUCAUACUGCAGCAAGGAAUUGCGGACUGGGGGUUUCACUUGCAAUGAAAGGGAGCGACCUAGACUGUUACUAAUGGAGAGCUUCAAUAUUGCAUUUGGUGUGUUUAUUACACUUUUAUCAGUUGCAACAACUAUCUAUUUUUCUUUGAAAAAGAGAAUAUCAAUUUUAGCGGGAAAAUGGACGGAAGCGGAAGCAGAGGUCACGUGACUUUGUUGGAAAGGGCAUGUUCGGUCAAAUUUAUACAUUGUAGACUUUUGACAACUUAUGGUAGAAAUUUGAUAGUGCAAUAUUAUAGUUCAUGUAGUUAAUGCCCUGUAUAUGGACAAGGCUUAUCGGUUGCUUGUGACAUAUCGGAGAUACACAUAACUAGUUGUGAAUAGUGAUAAAUUUAUGCCGAUCAAAGUGAAGUUGGACUUUUUUCUGAAAAUUUGUUAAAUAUCAAAACGUUGUUAAACACAUAAUAAUGCACUUUAUAUGUACUGGAUUCACUCGGAGAUUAUUAUUGCUGAUACUUGAUAUCAAUAAAUAAAAUAUUUUUUCCCAGUGUACUUGAAAAACAAACUCCUUUCCAGUGCAUAUCACUUUGAAAGAGCGAAAUCGCAGCCUUUUACAUGAAUUUAUACAAUGAAAUUUUGAUUUAUGAUGAACAUAUAGAACUGGGUAUAAGUAUCAACUAUACAAAUACAACA
This is a messenger RNA of Ruditapes philippinarum (Manila clam), 2351 nucleotides long. RefSeq lists its product as uncharacterized. The transcript is spliced from 4 exons. The coding region runs from base 1321 to 1869 and encodes 182 amino acids. The record is from RefSeq and is a predicted model, not a curated record. Lineage: Eukaryota; Metazoa; Mollusca; Bivalvia; Venerida; Veneridae.